Messenger RNA from Pocillopora damicornis (cauliflower coral), 2249 nucleotides. Its product is annotated as putative pre-mRNA-splicing factor ATP-dependent RNA helicase PRP1. NCBI's taxonomy places the organism in Eukaryota, Metazoa, Cnidaria, Anthozoa, Scleractinia, Pocilloporidae. The record is from RefSeq and is a predicted model, not a curated record. Gene Ontology annotation, cellular component: intracellular anatomical structure; spliceosomal complex. Gene Ontology annotation, molecular function: ATP binding; RNA helicase activity; RNA binding.
UCAAAACGCGUGUCUUCUGCAUUUCCCUUGCCGGCAAAAUUCAAUGGAAAUCUGAGUGGCACUUGUGUUAGUGUAGCAGUUGGGGAGCAUUUACUGGAAUAUUUGACUUCGAUGUCAGUGCAAGAUGUCGAAAAGGAGGUUGGAUGUCGAUGGAAGCUCAUCCAACUCGUUAACCACAGCGAAAAGGAUAAAGGAAGAGUUGAGUAAUCCAAGCAAUCUUCGCGGAAAGAUCAAUCCUUUCAAUGGGAAGCUAUUCUCAGACAGAUAUUUUGACAUUCUUAAGAAGAGAAUUGAGCUUCCAGUAUGGGAGUACAGGGAAAAAUUUAUGGAGACUAUGAAAGAAAAACAAGCUUUUGUCCUGGUUGGAGAGACUGGAUCUGGUAAAACAACCCAGAUUCCUCAGUGGUGUCUUGAAACUCGUAUUGACAAACGCAAGUGUGUGGCAUGUACCCAGCCACGGAGGGUUGCUGCCAUGAGUGUUGCUCAGCGUGUUGCUGAUGAAUUGGAUGUCACCAUAGGUCAAGAGGUUGGGUACACCAUUCGAUUUGAAGAUUGCACAAGUCCUCGCACUAUAUUGAAGUACAUGACAGAUGGUAUGUUGUUGCGGGAGGCUAUGACUGAUCCUUUACUAGACCGUUAUGCAGUCAUUCUUCUUGAUGAGGCUCACGAGAGAACUCUUGCUACUGAUAUCCUGAUGGGUCUACUGAAAGAGGUUGUGCGACAAAGACAUGACCUUAAGAUCAUAAUCAUGAGUGCCACCUUAGAUGCUGGGAAAUUUCAGGAAUACUUUGAUGAGUGUCCACUCAUGACAAUCCCUGGACGAACUCAUCCUGUGGAGAUUUUUUACACUCCUGAACCUGAACGAGACUACCUGGAGGCUGCCAUUAGAACAGUGGUACAGAUACACAUGUGUGAGGAAGUAGAGGGGGACAUUUUGUUAUUUCUUACUGGGCAAGAGGAAAUAGAAGAAGCAUGUAAGAGACUGAAGAAAGAAAUUGAUAACUUGGGACCUGAAGUAGGCGAGCUACGCUGUAUCCCACUGUACUCAACUCUUCCCCCACAGCAGCAGCAGCGUAUCUUUGAUGCUGCUCCAGCCAAACGUCCCAAUGGUGCCAUUGGUCGCAAGUGUGUGGUGUCCACCAACAUAGCUGAAACAUCUCUCACCAUUGAUGGUGUGGUGUUUGUAAUAGAUCCUGGAUUUUCCAAGCAGAAGGUGUACAAUCCCCGUAUCCGUGUAGAGUCACUGUUAGUUUCUGCUAUAUCUAAAGCGAGUUCACAGCAGAGAGCUGGCCGUGCAGGUCGUACACGUCCUGGCAAGUGUUUCAGGUUGUACACAGAAAAAGCUUAUCAGACUGAGAUGCAAGACAAUACAUACCCUGAAAUCCUGAGGUCCAACCUUGGUACUGUGGUGCUACAGCUGAAGAAGUUGGGCAUUGACGACUUGGUGCAUUUUGACUUUAUGGAUCCUCCUGCACCAGAAACCCUGAUGAGAGCCCUUGAACUGCUGAACUAUCUUGGUGCCCUUGACGACAAUGGAGACCUCACAUCACUGGGUUCCAUGAUGGCAGAGUUUCCACUUGACCCUCAACUUGCCAAGAUGGUGAUUGCCAGCUGUGACCAUAACUGUUCUAAUGAAAUUCUCUCUAUUACUGCUAUGUUAUCAGUUCCUCAGGUGUUUAUGAGACCAAAUGAAGCUAAAAAGGCAGCUGAUGAGGCUAAGAUGAAGUUUGCUCACAUUGAUGGAGACCAUCUGACCUUGCUGAAUGUUUACCAUGCAUACAAACAGAGUGAGUAUUACAACCUGAUCCUAAUGUUCAGUUUUCUGAUGUUAAUAUUUGUGGCUCAUUUGGAGAGGUCUGGACACUACCUGACUGUCAAAGACAACCAGGUUGUACAACUGCAUCCAUCAACUUGUUUGGAUCACAAGCCAGAGUGGGUGUUGUAUAAUGAGUUUGUAUUGACCACCAAGAACUACAUUCGGACCUGUACAGACAUAAAGGCUGACUGGUUGGUGAAGAUUGCACCCCAGUACUAUGACAUGAGGAACUUCCCGAUGUGUGAAGCCAAGCGAGUAUUGGAGAGGAUUAUAGAGAGGUUACAGAAGAACAGAUAAAACGGCAACAAUGAACCAUGAACCAAAAAGAAAUGUGAAGGAAGAACUUUGCAAAUGCAAUUAUACCACCAUCAGUAACUGGUUGCUUUCUGACAAAAAGUAAAACUGUGGUUUUGUUCCACUUGCUUCCUGAGAU